CUCCAGGGCUGCUUUGUUUUUAAACCAAGUCCCAAGAGGAGAAAGGUGUCUCGAACAACAGCUGGUGGAGAAUUUCUGUACUCAGAUUUGUGAAGCAGAGGAGCACCUGGGAAGCCAGAUGCAUUCCAGAAAUGUGCCAAGACACCGUCUUACCAAAAAGGAUCUGAUUUCUGAAGACUUGAAGGCGUUCUAGAUUAAUCUUGGACAUUUUGUUUCUCCUUUCCACAAGCAGCACUUAUGGAACUGACUAUUUCAGAGAAGGAAACAGUGAUUUGGAGGACAGUGAGCUACGGUUUGCUACUUGCCAGUCAUUACAGAAACAAGUCAAAUCAGAAACAGAGCAAAUAGAGGAAGAAUUGAAUGAACAGUUAUUUGAUAACCUAGUGAGUUUUUUGAGGCGGUCUCAUUCUGCAUUCCAAGAGAAGACAACAGAAUGGACGUGGCGGAUGAAGUCCAGAGAAAUCCCUACUGCGGCUCUUGUCUUAGGUGUGAAUGUUACAGAUCAUGACUUCACCUUUAGAAGUCUCUCAGAAGUCCUUCAAAAUAAUGUUACUCCUUACAUAGCGUUGCUGGAAGCCAAAGAUUGCCCAGGCAUAAAAAAUCUGAUGCAGAAGCUGUUGGGACAGCUGAUGAACUGCUGUAUAGAUGCAGAUUCAUCAGAAGAGGAGGACUAUGAACAGGUUUCCCGUAAUAGAGUACGUUGUUCGAUGACUUCUCUUAUCAACUGGUAUGAGAGUGCAACAAAGAGAACAGAUUCUGAGACUCCAGGCAAAAAAAGAACGUCUUCCAGACACUGGCAGUCUCCUCCAGUUGUUGUUAUCUUCAAAGACAUGGAAAGUUUCACCACAAAAGUACUGCAGGACUUUGUGGUUAUCAGCAGUCAGCAUAUUGGUGAAUUUCCUCUUGUACUGAUUUUUGGAAUUGCUACAUCUCCAAUGAUUAUCCACAGCUUACUUCCUCACUCUGUUUCCUCUCUGCUGUGCAUAGAGCUUUUUCAGUCCCUUUCCUGUAAGGACCACCUGUCUACUAUAAUUGACAAGGUACUUUUAACAACACAGUUUCCACUUAAACUGAGUGAGAAAGUUCUGCAGGUUCUCAUCAACAUAUUCCUCUACCAUGAUUUUUCUGUCCAGAAUUUUAUCAAAGGAUUUCAGCUCUGUAUUGUGGAGCACUUCCAUUCCAAUCCUCUUAGUAUACUGUGUUGCCAGCUGGAAGAAGCAAAGGGGAGAGUAAAUUCUUUAUCACAUAAUCAGUGUGAAAACGUUCGAAGACUGCCCUCUUUUAGAAGGUAUGUGGAAAGUCAAGUCUCAGAGAAACAGAUUGCACUGCUGACAGCAGACAGUUCCUUAAAGGAAGCAGUGUGGAAGCUGUUAGAGGACUUGAAUGUUUACCAUGAAAAUUAUUUUCCCAUUCUGAGAUGUCUUCAUGUUUUCACGUCUUCUCUUCCGAAGUAUCCUUUGGGCAAGCAGAUCAGGGAACUGCACUGUGCAUGUUUGGAAAACCGAGUGUGGGAGACAGAGGAGUAUGAGUCAUCACUUCAGUUAGCAAGGAUGCUGAACAAGUCUGAUUUGGUAACCAUGCUUCAAAAGUGUGUGGAAAUUCUUGUGUCAUCUCCUGGAAGGGAGUUUGAUGAGAUAGUAGAGAAGCUGAAGGAGUUCUUGACCCAGUUUCAGAAACUAGAAGCAGAAGCUUACCAAGAACGAGAUGAAUCCGUAUCGCCACAAAAAGAGCUCCAGAAGAAGACAAAUCUUUUUAAUCUUCAGAAGACUUUAUUGGAGUUGAAGGAAUCAAGGCGGUCUAAGAAACUGACCAAGUUUGAAAUGCUUCGUUUUGAAGUUGUUGACUAUAUAGACAGUCUUGUAAGACGUUACCUUGUUCCAGCAGACCACAAGACUCUGCAUGAGAUUGUGUAUUUCAACACAGCCAGUGUUCUCCGCGAGCACUUGAACGCUGCCCCGAGGAUUGCACUGCACACAGCUUUGAAUAACCCAUACUCCUACCUGAAGAGUGAAGCACUGAAAAGUGAUGGAGGAAGCAUUUCUAACAAAGCCCCCGACAUAUGCAUUGCCUACAAGCUUCAUUUGGAGUGUGGCAGAUUGAUUAACCUCGUGGAUUGGUUAGAGGCUUUCUCCACUGUGGUGACGGCAGCUGAGGGACCGACUGCAGAUGCAGCUUCCUCAGACCAGGUGGAUGAUGUUAUACACGCCCGUUUUAUUCGAGCUGUUUCUGAACUGGAACUCCUGGGCUUUAUAAAGCCCAGCAAGCAGAAAACGGAUCACGUGGCACGGCUGACCUGGGGAGGCUGUUAAUGUGCCACCACAACCUUAAUAAAGCUGUUCUUUGUAACCUGG
Meleagris gallopavo (turkey) is the source of this 2351-nucleotide messenger RNA. The record is from RefSeq and is a predicted model, not a curated record. Lineage: Eukaryota; Metazoa; Chordata; Aves; Galliformes; Phasianidae.